Molecule: messenger RNA, 1098 nt
Organism: Drosophila ananassae
Lineage: Eukaryota; Metazoa; Arthropoda; Insecta; Diptera; Drosophilidae
Gene: endos
Product: alpha-endosulfine
Exons: 3
Coding region: 335-694 (119 amino acids)
Cellular component (GO): cytoplasm
Molecular function (GO): protein phosphatase inhibitor activity
Source: RefSeq, a predicted model, not a curated record
CGACUAUCGAAUAGUCUGAUGUCCGUCGUUCCAUCCCUGGAAGUAGCCUUGCAUCAUCUCUCAGCGCGUCUAUAAAGUGUUAAAAUAUUUUUACUUUGAAUUGCCUUGAGAAAUUUAGUCGCUUGUAGAGAAAGCAUACAAGCCGAAUUUAAUCUAUCACAACCCAUAACUCAUCAGCUUGCGUUGCAAAUCACAAUAGCUCGAUAUUAGCCGGAUUCUCGUUCGCUAAUUGGCAAAGGAGACGGGGAAAAAGCACAAGGGUGAAGAACAAAAGGAGGUGGAAAACAACAGUUAAUCGUCAAUUUUUACGGCAAAGAUAAAUAAAUAAAAAAAAAUGAGCUCAACGGAGGAGAACAGCAACAGCCCGGCCACCACGCCCCAGGACAGUGAGCCCACCGAGCAGGCCAAUCUGACGGACCUGGAGAAGAUUGAGGAGGAGAAACUGAAGUCGAAGUACCCGAGCGGCAUGCGAGUGCCCGGCGGUCACUCGGCCUUCCUUCAGAAGCGACUGCAAAAGGGGCAAAAGUUCUUUGACUCGGGAGACUACCAAAUGGCCAAGCAAAAGGGUGGCGGCGUCAAGCAGGUCUUUGCGAACAAGGUGACCACCGGAGAGGCUAUACCCACACCCGAGACGGUGCCAGCGCGCAAGACAUCGAUCAUUCAGCCCUGCAACAAGUUCCCGGCGACGAGCUAAUUUACUCACUUUAACCAGAAACCUCAGAUGCGGUCCCCCUGUUCCCACUUCAAAUGCUCUAUACCUAAUUUUAAAAAAUCUAUUGCUAAGAUGGCUGCUGCUGCUGGCUGCUAGCUGCUGCCGGAUGGCAGGCAUUUCACAGAUUCUUAAUCUGAGUUGGCAGCUCCGUUUACCCCACAGUUACAAAACCCUUAUGCCGGCUUCGCUUUUGGCCAAUCUCACGAUCCGUGAUCGAGUCAACCAUCUCAGGCCGGAGAAGCGAAACUAGGCAAGCCGAGCAGCGUGAAAUUAAUUGCAACAGUUAUAUAUAUAUAUCUCUAUCUGUGUAACAUUAACAUAACUUACCCUGAUCGUACGUAGUUGUAAGUAUUACGAGCAUAAUAAAUUUAAGUUGGAGCCAGCCA